Molecule: messenger RNA, 1631 nt
Organism: Ricinus communis (castor bean)
Lineage: Eukaryota; Viridiplantae; Streptophyta; Magnoliopsida; Malpighiales; Euphorbiaceae
Exons: 3
Coding region: 429-1526 (365 amino acids)
Source: RefSeq, a predicted model, not a curated record
AGAGAGAGAGAAAACAAUGGCAGAAGUCUAAAGAAUAAAGACAAGCAAUGAUGUAUGCCAAACAUAUAGAUAUAGAAUAGAAGAAAUAGGAGAUACUCCAAAUUCAAUAGAAAACAUCUUUGGUGAGUAGAUGCAAAAUCUGAAACUGGAAGAGGGUACCACUAACAGUAACAGUUAAAGAGCAUAUGGCCUAGAGAACAUACUCUCUUUUCCAAGGGCCUUAAAUACCCAAUCUUUCUUCCCCAAACUGACAGAUAUACUUUGUCUGUCUCAUUUAAUGUGAUUGCACCUUUUCUUUUAUUACUCUAUAAUCCAUUUAUUUUCUCUUGUGCUCAAAAACUACCUGAACUCAGCUCCCACUUGGCACUACCAAUCUCUUCUUCUUCUUCUUCUUCUUCUUCUUCUUCUUCUUCUUCAUUUCAUCUCUAAUGGCCACCACCACCAGGCAGCCCAAACCAGUCAAACAACUUAAAGAACACCUUCAAGAAAAGCAAGACCCUUUUGUUCUAGACCUUUAUCUAGUGGAAAGAGGAUGUUUAACAAACAGCUUUAAUUCGAGAAAGUCACUCAAGAGGUCAGUUAGCUGUUUAAAGGUAUUCAGAGCUGUUUAUUCAAGGCUCAAAAUCACAAGUUCCAAUCAUAGAAAUGGAAAUGUUGUUGUUACUGAGAAUAACGGCAGAGAUAACAAAGAAGCCGCAGAAUUGGAUAGAUUUUCUUCUGCUAGUAGCUCAACAAUGUUUAAUUCAUGUAGUACCGGGAGUGAUGCAGAAGACACCCCUACUACACAGCAAAAAGAUCAGUUAUUAUACAAAGCAAACACUUCUCAACCUUUUAUACUCUGCAAUCCAAUAGAGAAGGAGGCUGUUGCAGAUAGAAAGCUCAGAUGGCAAUGCAUAGAAGAAAGUAGGCAGCUCAGUCCAGUUUCAGUGCUAGAAGAGGCAGCUUCACAUAGUGCUUCUCAACUUCAUAAAUAUAAAGUAAAAGACUCAAAAAGCAGUUUUCUGUUCCCCAAGAAAGUUACAGAAGACUCCAUAUUAUCAGCUUCUCUACGGAAAGUACUUUUCCAGUCAGAAAAUCAGAAAAAACCAACUUUAGCAGGAGUGUCAGAAAUACAGGAGCUUGUCCAGUCAAAUAAUAAUAAUGCUUCUUCCCGGUACUUGAAAUCUAAUAGUAGUGCUCUGCAGCAAACAAGGCAACUCCUUUUUGAUUGUGUAAGGGAGAUAGUAGACAACCAAGAAAGAAAGGAGAAGCCACAUCAACAGCAGCAAGAAUAUUUGGCAUCAGAAUAUCUUGGGAAGCAUGUUAUUGGAGAUAAAAUUAAGUGCUGGGGAAAACAAUCUGGAGAAGCAUCAAACUUGGCAGAAUUGCUACAGUCAGACUUGCUCGAUUCAGUACAAGAAUGGAAUGGUUUUGAAUCACAAAGAAGGGAGAUUGGGUUUGAGAUUGGAAAUGCUAUUUCUGAAGAGAUGGAAACUGAAAUUAUAGCGGACAUGAUUGAUUUCCUGUCACCAAUCAAUGGAUGCUAAUUUGAUAUCAAUGUUAAUCUUUUAGCACCUUUUCUUCUAUUCCAUCACUCUGCGUUCCCCUUGGCUAUGUCAAAGUAUGAUAAUCUACGUUGUUACAAAUUCUUA